AUGGCCAGCUCCAAGCUAGGCCUCUUGCUGCUGCUGCUGCUGCCGCCGCCCACCCAACCAGGACCCUCAAAGACUCAGCACUGGUCCCACAACUGGUACAGUGGAGGAAAGUGAGCCUCCAGCUCAUCCCUGCACUGCCAGCAUGCCCCAAGGCCCCCAGUGAGGGCAGUUUGCAGCCUCUACUAUCUUUUGAGGAAGGAUUCUGGGCACUGCAGCAAGCGGCCCAGACCAGACUGCCAUAGUCUCCAAAGCAAUGCCCUGGCUCUCCCCACACACACACACACACUCCAGGUGGAAAGUGUGCCCUGGGAGGGCAGGACCAUAGGCCAGGAGACCCUCCAUACGAAGCAGUACCUGGUGCAGACACUGCUGGAGGUGAAGGACUCCCUGGAUCCUCUAGGCUAG
This is a messenger RNA of Myotis lucifugus (little brown bat), 405 nucleotides long. RefSeq names its product gonadotropin releasing hormone 2 (gene GNRH2). The record is from RefSeq and is a predicted model, not a curated record. NCBI's taxonomy places the organism in Eukaryota, Metazoa, Chordata, Mammalia, Chiroptera, Vespertilionidae. The transcript has 3 exons.